This is a messenger RNA of Serendipita indica DSM 11827, 624 nucleotides long. The record is from the annotation of a GenBank genome assembly. NCBI's taxonomy places the organism in Eukaryota, Fungi, Basidiomycota, Agaricomycetes, Sebacinales, Serendipitaceae.
AUGCUCGCUCGCCGUGCCCUCUGCGCUGCUCCAGCGCACUCGCGUGCUGUAUCGUCUAUUGCACAGAAAUACGCACAAGCUGCGUACAAUGCAGCGCUCGCUCAGUCGCCCAACACGCUCAAGCAGCUCGACCAGGAGCUUACGGCCAUUUCCUCGGCCCUCCAGUCGACUCCAUCCCUCGCUGCAUUCGUCAAUAAUCCAACUAUUUCUGCAAAUGACCGUGCAAAGGGUCUCCAGGCCCUCUUUGCCGCCGCCGAGGGACCGAAGAAAACUCCAGUUUCGACAGCGACAAAGAAUCUGUUCAACGUCCUCUCGGAGAAUGGACGCCUUGCAGAAACCUCUGGGGUCAUCGAGGGAUUUACUGCGCUCAUGAGUGAGUAUCGUGGCGAGGCUACCGUCGUCGUCACAUCGGCAACACCGCUGCCAAAGGAUAUCAUGACCCGCCUCGAAAACUCACUCAAGAGCUCGCAAGCAGCGCAAAAAGCAAAGAGCUUGAAGAUUACCAACAAGGUUAACCCGAGCGUCCUUGGGGGUAUUGUCGUCGACUUUGGAGAUAAGACGAUUGAUCUUAGCGUCGCUUCUCGAGUCAACAAGCUCAACGCUCUGCUACAAGAGUCCGUUUAG